Molecule: messenger RNA, 2670 nt
Organism: Colletotrichum abscissum
Lineage: Eukaryota; Fungi; Ascomycota; Sordariomycetes; Glomerellales; Glomerellaceae
Exons: 3
Coding region: 1-2670 (889 amino acids)
Source: RefSeq, a predicted model, not a curated record
AUGGAAGGACUUUCGACUCCACUGUACUGCGACAUUGAGCAGCGUUCCAGGACCCCGACUCGAGUUCCCACCUUUGCGUUAUGUGGCUUUGGUCCCGUUGCUUCACCCAUCGAACCUUUGCCAAAGAAUGACCAGAUGUCUUCUCCUACAACGACAGUUCGGUACGCGGAUGACCCUGAAGCUAGCGGAUCUCAACGCUGUGACGAUUUUAAACAGCAGUCCAGGCCAAAGUUCGACUUGACAAGCAGAAGGGGCACCGAAGGAGACAUUCGGUCAGCUUUUCAACAUCUUCGAGACCUUUUUGGUGAAUCCAUGUAUUAUACACUGAGCCGUUCUAGCAGUGCGCCCUUUACCUCCAGCAUGAGGGCUACGGAAUACUUCAUCUCCCCAGAUGAAAUUUCAACCUCGCUUCCAUUUGGACCAGAGCUCUUUUCCAAGGAUAUGCUCGUUGAAAACGUCUAUAAUGAGAGAUUUCAGCUGAUGGCAGGCCCAAAGAAUUUUCUAUUGCACGAUGUGGUUCCAUCUGAUUCCUCUCAUAAUUCAAACAGCAACCUCACACCAUCUGGACCAUCCGGUAUCUUGGAGACAGGCCCUAUUGGAGACUACAGAAGUGGACUAUCCCCAUCACCUUUCCACGCUGUUGAGAGCUCGCUCACAGAUCAUUUCGACUAUGGAGUUGACGGAGAGAACACCUACCCUGUUCGAACGCAGCUAUUGUGCAGUCGGUCGAGAAGCUUUUCUCCGCCUCAUUCCUGCGAGCCUCUCGGUCAGUUCUCUGAACAGUUCCCGUAUACAAACCAGCGAGACCUCUCCUUGACAGAUGUUGCUUUCAAUGCACCAAGAUAUCUUCAAAACGUGAACGAUAACAUGGAGGCACAGCUACAUUCGGUCUCUUCUACGUGGCCGCUCGCUGCCGUUGCAGAGGAUCCCUGUCAGAAUCCCCCCCCUACUGAUUCUGGCUAUGAAUCGUUCCGUCAUCCUGAUUCCUUCCUCAAUUACCAUCCCUGGGGCAUAACAGGAGGCUCUUCUACACCAAGUAGGACUAUCAGAAAGGACUUCGACGCGAAGACUUCAUAUUCUGCAGCAAGUACCGUCGGCAGAGGCCCAGCGGAUCAAUACGUUGCCGAAUUAGCCAGCGACAUUCGCCAACAAUUAUUCCAUCGUUCAGACAUCAAGGCUUGGCAAUCGGUGCAGUCGAUACUUCCAGAAUUGAUCAAGGCCUUUGCAAUUCAAGUUGGACUCGAUUCAACGUCCCAGAACCACAAAAGCAUCAUGUACUUCAUACAUAAACGCGGCCGUCAAAUCGGGUCACGGCUUGUGUCUAUGUCGGAUGAGUUGAUUAUCGACGCUUCACGUGAAAGUGUAGCUGGCAUGUCUGUAGAGGAUAAGAUUAGCCUUUGGAACAGCAAGGUGGGCGUGUCUUGUCCUUCACCGCCCCAGCAGGAUCGAUUCCAGGGGAUUGAAGAUACAGAAGAGGACGCUUUGGGGCCUGUCCCAAUAUCGGAAUACCGCGAUAUUGUGUUGAAGGGCAAUCCAUUCAAGUGUCUGGUCGCACGUCUGAAUAAUGAAAUGAUCUUGCAGUGGGACCAAGACAACUCUAAGAACAAUAACGUACGAAAAGAGAUCCGACAGAAGAUACUCGAGUGUCUUCCAACGGGCAGAAUCAGCAAGAAGCAUUCACCAAAGAUUCAUCAAGUCAGAUUUCGGCUUCUUGGAUGGCCGUUCACUCCUGCGUCUGUAUGGCAUCCAGCAAAUUACGAAGCUGAGGUGCUCGCCCCUCAAUCGAUUUCAGAGUCUCUCAUUGUUGCCUACUGCACAGAAGGAAGUCAAGCAACUACGAUUACGAAUUACUUGAAGCAAGUGUGGCCAUCGAGUUGGAAUAGUUUGUACGACGUGCUACAGAUUCACCCAGUCAUCAAUGGAUCGGGAGAUUAUGUUUCUGACAAAACUCACACUGUUGCCGUGCAAGAUGACCCUAGUACGUUUCUGGGAGCUAGGCUUGAAGGCAAGCACUUGGUCAUCACCGUAAAGGGGUCCUCCUACUUGAUUGCCGAGUAUGGCGAACAACUUGCGUGGCUCUCUGCGGCUAUUCCCCGCCCUCUUGACGGCAACGUAUCCAACCGGACUCCUUGCAUUCAUCAUGAAAGUGCCGAUGAGGCGAGAUACCACGACCCCGGAACAGACGUGGUAAGCUUCGAUAUCACGGCACGGGAAGAGACCAUAGACUAUUCGUCUUCACAAGCAUCACGAUGGACGCAAGUCUUGCACGAAAGUUUUGUUAUUGUUGCAGGGUUUCCUAUCUUGAGACGUCCAGUGAGUUUUCAUGGAAUGGAGGUCUCGUGGAAGACUCUUCGAGAUUUCAUUGGAGAAUGCACUUUUUCAAAUCGAGACGGACGAAUGAUCUUAGAUGGAACCUGCAGAACCAUUAUUUUGACGCAGUAUGAUGCCAGCAACGGCAUUCAUCUCUGGCAGGACGUUCCGAGUGGAAGGAACCCAAGUUGUUCUUCCGUGGGCGACUUGAAGAAAGAUGAAGAAGAAAACUUGGGUUGGGAGCUCAAUUUCAUGGUCGGCCGCCAUAUCCUAGAUUUUGUUGACCGCACAGCGAUAAUACCAGGUAGGCGUUCAACAUACAUCUUCGGCUACUUGGUUCUAAUUGUGAGCCUUGCCUAG